AUGGUGAGAUCGUUCGUCUCUGCGUUGACGAUGAAGAUGACAACAAUCCAGAACGUAGCCAUGUCGCGCGGAUCAGGAUCUGUCUCAGAUUACGAUUCUAUUAUGGAGCUCGCCUCAUAUGAUGUGGUGGUUUGCCGGCCUUCUGGUCAAUGA
Prunus armeniaca (apricot) is the source of this 153-nucleotide messenger RNA. The record is from the annotation of a GenBank genome assembly. Lineage: Eukaryota; Viridiplantae; Streptophyta; Magnoliopsida; Rosales; Rosaceae.